This is a messenger RNA of Medioppia subpectinata, 504 nucleotides long. The record is from the annotation of a GenBank genome assembly. NCBI's taxonomy places the organism in Eukaryota, Metazoa, Arthropoda, Arachnida, Sarcoptiformes, Oppiidae.
AAAGAUCUUGCGAUAAAACAUUUUUGUUUAAUAUAUAUUUUUAAAAACUAUUAACUAAUAAAUAAGUAAAUUAAUAAAUAAUAUCGCAAUUAAUUAACGGCAUUGCAAAUGACUUCUCGGCCGCCAAAUAACGUGGAUUACUAUAAAUCUCUGGUCAAACGGCUAUACAAUUAUGAGGUGACAAAUGUGAAAGAACUCAACGGUUAUGACGACCGGAACUAUCAUUUAGUGACCACCGAUUCAAAGCAGUUUGUGCUGAAGAUCACCAACAAAGAGGAGUCGGCAGAAACUGGACUAUUGGACGCCGUCAACUCAUUUAUGUUACACUUGUAUAACAAUGGCUUUAAAGUAACGGUUCCUCAGAUCGACACCAAUGGCAAAUAUGUGUCGUUUGAAGCGAUUCCAGCCACAGGUCAAGAGGUCAUAGACACGGCAUUAGACAACCACUAUGGGGUCAGACUAUUGGAGUACGUCAGCGGUCAACUGCUCCGGGAUGUGCCCUUC